Messenger RNA from Harmonia axyridis, 1285 nucleotides. RefSeq names its product uracil phosphoribosyltransferase homolog (gene kri). The coding region runs from base 190 to 849 and encodes 219 amino acids. NCBI's taxonomy places the organism in Eukaryota, Metazoa, Arthropoda, Insecta, Coleoptera, Coccinellidae. The record is from RefSeq and is a predicted model, not a curated record. The transcript has a single exon.
UUUCUACAGUGUCAAGUUUUGUUACGAUUUUCGCCGCUACAGAGCGCCAAAGAAAUCUAUGGACGUGUGACAAUCGAAUGUUCAUAAAUAGAAACCACUUCGUCAAUCCUAACCUCGAAAUUUUUGCGGUAUCACAAAAGUGUGUGAACCCAGAGUUUAGUGAACAAUAAUUGGAAAUUGUAUAUUAAUAUGUCCAGUACUGAUGAAUCUCUAGUAACUAAAAAUUAUUGCAAAGUAUAUAACCGACUCACAAUCCUAAAUCCUAAUGAUCAAAUUAAGGAAUUGCAAACAAUACUUAGGGACAAAAAUACUACUAGAAGUGAUUUUAAAUUUUAUGCAGACAGACUCAUACGCUUAGUAAUCGAAGAAAGCCUGAAUCAACUUCCAUUUACGGACUGCCAAGUCAUCACACCUACAGGGGCAACAUAUAAAGGUUUAAAGUACAAAUCAGGUAAUUGUGGUGUAUCGAUUAUACGUUCUGGGGAGGCAAUGGAACAAGGUCUCAGGGAUUGUUGUCGUAGUAUAAGGAUAGGAAAAAUUUUAGUAGAAUCUGACGCUGAUACCCAUGAUGCCAGGGUAGUCUAUGCUAGGUUUCCUGAAGACAUUGGACAAAGGCAUGUUCUUCUCAUGUAUCCUAUUAUGUCUACUGGAAAUACUGUUAGUCAAGCAGUGAAUGUAUUAAAGGAACAUGGAGUUCAAGAAGAAUGUAUUAUUCUCAGCAAUUUAUUUUGCACUCCCAAAGCUGUUGAUGCCGUUUUACAAUCUUACCCGAAACUGAAAAUACUUACCUCAGAAAUACACCCCGUUGCUCCAAAUCAUUUUGGCCAAAAGUACUUUGGUACAGAUUAAUUUAUAUCACAAUAUCAUGUAUUAUUUUUUUAGAUCUUUAUGCAUUGGUGCAUUUUUAAGUAAUUUUUUACCUAGUCAUAUUGAAUUUGUUUGACAUACAAUUUUUACUUUUUUAUAUUGAGAACAGGAACACAAUUAUAUAAAAAAUUUACAGUCAAUAUACAAUGUAAGUUCAAAUCAGUGAUGAUUGUAUUUAAUUCAACUGAAUAAAAGAUUAGAUAAUAAAGAAAGAAUUUAUUAAAAAUAUAGGCUAAACAUUUUUAGAAGGUCAUGCAGACUGUUGCUGCAAGCGAACACAAUUGAAUAUAUUCACUGCCACCAUCCUGUACAUAAUAAUUGAUGCUCUGUAAAAAUUGCAUUGUCAGUUUUUAUCAUUAUCUAGUAUAAAUAUUAAGUUGGCUAGAGACUCGUACAAUUCAACUCUCAGUGUCAUUUG